AUCAACUUCAAAGAUGCCGUGGGAAGGAAAUUCACGUUUCCGUAUCAUCUAGUCAAGUCGUGGAAGAGUAUGGAAGAACUCAUCAAGCAAGCCUUCCUCCAUGUCGAUAUAAUUGGGCCUCAUAUCCAAGAAGGCCAUUACGAUCUUAUGGGGCCUGACGGCCAGGUCAUCCUUCCACAGGUCUGGCAAUACCUAGUACAGCCA
Bipolaris oryzae ATCC 44560 is the source of this 204-nucleotide messenger RNA. RefSeq lists its product as uncharacterized. The transcript has 2 exons. Lineage: Eukaryota; Fungi; Ascomycota; Dothideomycetes; Pleosporales; Pleosporaceae. The annotation marks the transcript as partial. The record is from RefSeq and is a predicted model, not a curated record.